CUCUGAUGAGAGCUCAGACGUGGUAACACUCCUGGUUCCCUGUCCCCGUAGGAGGUGGUGUGAGCGCUGCUUGCUGCCUCCCCUCCAUUCCGCGCAGCUAUUGGAUUUCCCACCCAGAACCUUGAGGUAAAUGAGAUCAUGAUUCUGGAAGGAAGUGGUGUAAUGAAUCUCAACCCCAGCAACAACCUCCUCCACCAGCAGCCGGUCUGGACAGACAGCUACCCCACGUGCAAUGUUUCCAGCGGGUUUUUUGGAGGCCAGUGGCAUGAAAUCCAUCCUCAGUACUGGACCAAGUACCAGGUGUGGGAGUGGCUCCAGCACCUCCUGGACACCAACCAGCUGGACGCCAGCUGCAUCCCUUUCCAGGAGUUUGACAUCAACGGCGAGCACCUCUGCAGCAUGAGUCUGCAGGAGUUCACCCGGGCGGCGGGGACAGCGGGGCAGCUCCUCUACAGUAACUUGCAGCAUCUCAAGUGGAACGGCCAGUGCAGCAGUGACCUGUUCCAGUCCACACACAAUGUCAUUGUCAAGACCGAACAAACCGACCCUUCCAUCAUGAACACCUGGAAAGAAGAAAACUAUUUAUAUGACGCCAACUAUGGUAGCACAGUAGAUUUGUUGGACAGCAAAACUUUCUGCCGGGCCCAGAUCUCCAUGACAACCACCGGUCACCUUCCCAUUGCAGAGUCACCUGAUAUGAAAAAGGAGCAAGACCACCCUACAAAGCCCCACACCAAAAAGCACAAUCCGCGAGGGACUCAUUUAUGGGAAUUUAUCCGUGACAUCCUCCUGAACCCAGACAAGAAUCCAGGGUUAAUCAAGUGGGAAGACCGGUCAGAGGGCAUCUUCAGGUUCUUGAAAUCAGAGGCUGUGGCCCAGCUAUGGGGGAAAAAGAAAAACAACAGCAGCAUGACCUACGAGAAACUCAGCCGAGCCAUGAGAUAUUACUACAAAAGAGAAAUUCUGGAACGUGUGGAUGGACGAAGACUGGUAUAUAAAUUUGGGAAGAAUGCACGUGGAUGGAGGGAAAAUGAAAACUAAAGCUGUUGACACCUUGAACACAAACCUAAAGACAGCCCAAAUGUUGACCAACCAAGAAGUCCCCGGACGUAAAUAUUUCAAAGACUACUUUUCUCUGAUAUUUAUGUACCAUGAGGGGGAAAAAUACAUCUACUUCUAACAGGAAGAAGGAACAUGACAGUUGAUAAAAUUAUUUUGUUACUUUGAAGUGUGUCCUAUAUGGGGAACAAAGGUACACAGUUUUCUGUGAACUGACGUUAUGUGUGGUUGUGAUUUGUUUUUGCCUCUAUUGUGAAGUUGUUUUCCACUGCGAGAAGAACAGAGUCUGUAACCUUGUGCUUCUUGCUAAG
Messenger RNA from Hippopotamus amphibius kiboko, 1370 nucleotides. RefSeq names its product ETS homologous factor (gene EHF). Gene Ontology annotation, cellular component: nucleus. Gene Ontology annotation, molecular function: sequence-specific DNA binding; DNA-binding transcription factor activity, RNA polymerase II-specific. Gene Ontology annotation, biological process: regulation of transcription by RNA polymerase II; cell differentiation. The record is from RefSeq and is a predicted model, not a curated record. The coding region runs from base 139 to 1041 and encodes 300 amino acids. The transcript has 9 exons. Lineage: Eukaryota; Metazoa; Chordata; Mammalia; Artiodactyla; Hippopotamidae.